Molecule: messenger RNA, 1464 nt
Organism: Synchiropus splendidus (mandarinfish)
Lineage: Eukaryota; Metazoa; Chordata; Actinopteri; Syngnathiformes; Callionymidae
Product: ribonucleoside-diphosphate reductase subunit M2
Exons: 10
Coding region: 103-1260 (385 amino acids)
Biological process (GO): deoxyribonucleotide biosynthetic process
Cellular component (GO): cytosol
Molecular function (GO): ribonucleoside-diphosphate reductase activity, thioredoxin disulfide as acceptor
Source: RefSeq, a predicted model, not a curated record
CUGCUUCUCUCGUCGCCCUCCUGCGUUCACCGCCGUCCGAGCUGCUUCCCUCCAGUUUUCCGCGCUUCCUCCUCCAAAAUUGUCCGCACCACAGCAGAAACGAUGAUGUCCAGCCGCUCUGUUCUCUCCGUCCAGAAGGAGAACAACGUGAGCAGCGAGAUGAACAAACUGUCGCUGAACAAAGAAAACACGCCUCCGAGUCUCAGUUCUUCCCGCGUCCUGGCCUCCAAAACCGCGCGGAAGAUCUUCAAGGACGCUCCGGCCAAAGAGGUGAAGGCGAGCGGUGGCGGGCAGACGGAGCCGCUGCUGAAGGACAACCCCCGCCGCUUUGUCAUCUUCCCCAUUCAGUACCAUGACAUCUGGCAGAUGUACAAGAAAGCAGAGGCUUCCUUCUGGACCGCAGAGGAGGUGGACUUGUCCAAGGACCUGCAGCACUGGGAGUCCCUGAAGGACGAGGAGAGGUACUUCAUCUCGCACGUGCUGGCCUUCUUUGCGGCCAGCGACGGCAUCGUCAACGAGAACCUGGUGGAGCGCUUCACCCAGGAGGUGCAGGUGACGGAAGCCCGCUGUUUCUACGGCUUCCAGAUCGCCAUGGAGAACAUCCACUCUGAGAUGUACAGUCUCCUGAUUGACACCUACAUCAAGGACCAUGGAGAGCGAGAGUACCUGUUCAACGCCAUCGAGACUCUGCCCUGCGUGAAGAAGAAGGCCGACUGGGCGCUCAACUGGAUCGGCAACAAGAACGCCAGCUACGGGGAGCGGGUGGUGGCCUUCGCUGCUGUGGAAGGCAUCUUUUUCUCGGGCUCCUUCGCCGCCAUCUUCUGGCUGAAGAAGCGAGGUCUGAUGCCUGGUCUGACCUUCUCCAACGAGCUGAUCAGCCGAGACGAGGGCCUCCACUGUGACUUCGCCUGUCUGAUGUUCAAGCAUCUGCUGCACAAACCUUCUGCAGAGACGGUCACCGCCAUCAUCAGGAACGCUGUGGAGAUCGAACAGGAGUUCCUGACGCAGGCUCUGCCGGUGAAGCUCAUCGGGAUGAACUGCGACAUGAUGAAGACCUACAUCGAGUUUGUGGCCGACAGACUGAUGAUGGAGCUGGGCUUCCCCAAGAUGUUCCGAGUGGAGAACCCCUUCGACUUCAUGGAGAACAUUUCUCUGGAGGGAAAGACCAACUUCUUUGAGAAGCGUGUGGGCGAGUACCAGAGGAUGGGGGUGAUGUCGGGCACCAGUGACAACACCUUCAGGCUGGAUGCAGACUUCUGAGGCGCCACGCGCGCGAUUGUACAUAGCUUUUAGCUGCUUUUUAAAAUGUAAAUUAUUGUUUUAAGAUCAUUAAAUGUUUCUGGGAAUGCGAGAGCCUUGGUGUUCUGGACGAGUGAGUCUGGGAUGUCUCACCUGAUGAAGGGCUGCCUUGUGUGGUGACACAGCCCAUGAGUCGUACAGACACGUGUAUUUAUUUUACUGCAG